Messenger RNA from Sodiomyces alkalinus F11, 1272 nucleotides. RefSeq lists its product as hypothetical. NCBI's taxonomy places the organism in Eukaryota, Fungi, Ascomycota, Sordariomycetes, Glomerellales, Plectosphaerellaceae. The transcript has a single exon. The record is from RefSeq and is a predicted model, not a curated record. Bases 293 to 1000 code for a protein of 235 amino acids.
GGGGAAAUCGUCCGGCGUUGCUGGUACGUCUGGCCGUUGAAGCAAUCCUGCCGUAUUAAGCAGCUGAACGUAUACCGUAACGAAAGCUGCCCGGCCUUAAACAGCUGGCCUCCCGGUCCCUGUCCGUUUAGGUGAUUAUCCCCCACCAUCACAAUCUACUAUUUUCGAUUCACUCCGGGCCAAGUUCGCAGCAUUGGACGAUGUAUCCCGGCGGAGGGCAAGCUUGUGAAGCUGGGGUGGGGGUCGUUGAGCCAAGUCGCAUCUGCGGCAUCCGGAGGAAGGUGUUCUGGCUAUGGCUUCUCGGCGGCGCCAUGGUCAUCGCCCUCGCCAUCGCCAUCGGUAUCGGCGCCGGAUACGCUGUCAACGGCAACCGCAACUACAGCGGCCACGAGAAUACGUCCAGCCACGCUACGGAAUGAUCCGUCGCUGCUCUGGGCUUCUGGAAAAACUCCUUGUCUUCCAUCGCUACGAGGCCGUGCGACUCUCACCUUCGCUACGGUUCUCUUCCUCCGUCUGUGCCUUGCGCAUGACAUGGUGGUUUUGUUACUAUUAUCACUCUACGACCUCUGGCAUUUGCUCUGUGUUUCCCCGCAUCAUCUACCGAGCCUGUCGUCAACUUCGCUUUUGCCAGACCUGCAUCAGCGAAGGCAGGGCAUAUCAUAUCAAUCGAAUGAAUGGAGAUGAAGACGACUUCUCGUGGCCCGCCCCUCCUCGAAGGGGCUGUAUAAACAAGAAACGAAAACGACCUCGGAUUCUCAGAAACCCGGCCAUAUCAAGAACUGACACCUACUUCUGCCGCGGUCGAUCGAGACGGCAUUAUAUACUUUGUCGUACCCGUGUCGAAUUGGGAUCUGCUUCCAACAGGAUUGGGAUACGUGUUUCUCUGUCGACCGUCUCUGCCGCGUCAAACACGGGCGGCCUACACAUGGUACGCAGCUCUCUGGCAUAUUGGGCUGGGGGAGGGAGAGCGAGCAUUUCCAAGCAUACUCAAGCAUACUAGGCGCAUGGAAAGGAGGGAAAGGCAAUGGACAUGGAUGGGUUCGGCGUUGAGGGAUUUCGGGAUAUCGUUUUUGAUGAAAUCAAGAUACAAACAAGGCACUGUGUAUAGAUAUUAGCUUGCUCGUCUCACCAAGGUGAACAACCGAGACGUCGCGGACUGCCGGACGAAAGAACCAAGCGCGAAGCUUCUCAGCUCCUUGGCUUCGCAUGAUGCCGAUCGCAACAGCCAAGCACCCCCCCCGGGGGGGGGGCCUUGGACAAGAAUCCGGGACU